AUGGCGGACGAAAUGGAGUUAGAUGAUGAAAUUGAAAACGAAGCUAUAGAACAAGCCCCUGAGGUUAACACACUCUUUAUGCCUGGACAAACCAUCGAUAAUUUAAAAGCACUAGAAGGGACCUUGAAGGUUGUGUUGGGACCCGGAUUGCAAAUACAAGGUUCCAAGGUGGUCGUUACCAAAGUCGGUAUACUUCGUUUCAAGGAACCAAAUGUUUACUGGUUGGAUUCUCAUCAACGGAGGUAUGUUCCUGUUCAGGGGGACCAUGUCCUUGGAGUGUGUUCCAUGAAGGCAGGAGAUGUGUUUCGUGUGGAUAUUGGUAGUAAUGAGCCAGCAGGUCUUUCUUAUUUAGCCUUUGAGGGUGCCACAAAACGAAAUCGACCAGAUGUUAGGGUUGGUGAUCUGUUGUAUGCAAAAGUGCAGACGGCCAACAAAAAUAUGGAAACUGAGUUGGUGUGUGUAAACAAUCAGGAAAAAUCAGCCGGAAUGGGUGUCAUUAGGAAUGGAGGAUUUGUUUUCACCUCUCCUUUGCAUCUUGUUCGAAAACUUCUGAAUCCAGAAUGUGUAUUGCUAAAGACACUAGGUAAAACCCUGAAGUUUGAAGUGGCUAUUGGCAUGAACGGACGUGUGUGGGUGAAGGGCCGGUCGUCUGUUGAUACUAUUGCUGUGGCUAAUGCCAUUAUGUCUGCAGAACAUAUGACAAAUAACCAAAUCAAAGUGAUGUGCCAAAGACUGUCCCAUGUUCUUUCGACUGUGCCAAAGGAGGAUCUUGAACCAGAGGAGGUUGAAAACAUAACAUAA
Acanthosepion pharaonis is the source of this 801-nucleotide messenger RNA. The record is from the annotation of a GenBank genome assembly. NCBI's taxonomy places the organism in Eukaryota, Metazoa, Mollusca, Cephalopoda, Sepiida, Sepiidae.